This is a messenger RNA of Grammomys surdaster, 3039 nucleotides long. It is a transcript of the gene Nlrp2, whose product is annotated as NLR family pyrin domain containing 2. Gene Ontology annotation, cellular component: cytoplasm. Gene Ontology annotation, biological process: regulation of inflammatory response. NCBI's taxonomy places the organism in Eukaryota, Metazoa, Chordata, Mammalia, Rodentia, Muridae. The record is from RefSeq and is a predicted model, not a curated record. The transcript is spliced from 9 exons. The coding region runs from base 1 to 3039 and encodes 1012 amino acids. Gene Ontology annotation, molecular function: protein binding.
AUGGAAUAUUCUGAUCAGCUGGGUUUCAACCUAAAACAUGUCCUGAAAAAGCUGGACAAGACUGAGUUGAACAAUUUCAAGAGUAUAUUAAAGAGCUGUUCUCUCUCAGAGACAAUGAAACAGAUCCCCAAGCUGACAAUGGAUCUAGCCAAUGGAGCUCAGCUAGCAGAAAUUCUCACAGACUAUUGCCCCAGUGAUUGGGUAAAGAGAGUCACCGUCUGGAUCUUAGAGGAAAUCAACCGUGCAGAUCUAACUGAGUUAAUAAGGAAGCAAAUUAAAGAGCACAAGCAAAAAAAGAAAUGGAAGAAUAUAUACACAGAAAAAUGGAAGAAGAACUUCUGGCCUAAAUGCAAUAAAGAAAUCUAUGUGGAUACUGAUAGCUACGGAACACUCCUGGCAUUGUGUAACCCGAAGACAGAAAAGCCAUUUGCUCAUACAAUUGUGCUGCAUGGCCCUCCAGGCUCUGGAAAAACCACAAUGGCAAAGAGGCUAAUGCUAGAAUGGUCAGAGAGUAAGCAAGCCCAGACUUUCUGGUUUGCCUUCUACAUCAGCUGCAGUGAACUUAAUAAUAGUAAACCUUGCACUUUUGCCCACCUCCUCUCCAUGGACGAUGCCUCCUGGAGGGAUUUUGUGAUGCAGGGUCUAUUCCUGGGAGAGAAAUUCUUAUUUGUGGUGGAUGGUUUUGAUGAGCUGACAUUCCCAGCAGAAGCUCUAAUCAGUGACAUCUGUGGUGACUGGGACGCAGUGAAGCCUGUAGAGGUCUUACUGGGCAGUUUGCUGAAGAGGAAGCUAGUACCUGAUGGCACACUGCUGGUAACCACACGGACACAGGCUUUGCACCAAAUCUACCUCAUGAUGGAUCAGCCUGUCCUAGUAGAAACUCGAGGCUUCUUCGAGCAGGAAAAGCAGGAGUACUUUCAGAAAUACUUUGAAGAUGAAGAGGGUGAGGAGGAGGAUAACGGUAGGGGAAAGGCACUGAGAGCUCUCAAGGAAGUCAGAUGCAAUGCUGCUCUCUUCCAAAUGGCCUCACUUCCUGCUGCAUGUGGGAUAUUCUGCCUCUCUCUGGAGCUAGGGAUGAAGAAGGGGAAAGACCUGGCUCUGAUAUGUAAGACCCACACCUCUAUGUUCCUGAACUUCCUCUACAGUAUCUUCUCACCAGAAAUCUGUGAGGGCCAUCUCAACAAGCAACUCCAAAUCUUAUUCAAGAAAAUAUGUAUCUUGGCUGCCAAUAGUCUCUUGGAACAGGCGCCCACACUCCAUGAAGAAGACUUCUUGAAAUUAAAAUUGAACCUGAAUAAAUUGCACCCCGUGUGCAGGUACAUCCUCCCUAAGGACAGUUCCAGUACAAACUGUCUCUCCUUCAUCUGCCUCACUAUCCAGCAGCUCCUGGCUGCCAUAAUAUUUGUUCAGGAACUUGGGCAAGAAAGCAAGGGUGUCUCUAAAUAUAGUAUACAUAAUAUGCUUUCAAAGGAAGCAAGAUUAAAAAACCCCAACCUGUCUGGAAUGCUGCCAUUUGUAUUUGGCCUCCUGAACAAGACUCAUAUUCAAGAGCUGGAGACCAUUUUUGGCUGCCAAAUAUCAAUUGGGGUCAAGAGAAAAUUCCUGGAGUGUGAGUCAGAGGAAAAUAAACCCUUCCUAUUACUGAUGAAUAUGCAGGAGAUCUUGUCCUGUCUCUAUGAAUCUCAAGAGGAGGGGUUUGUGAAAGAAGCCAUGGCCCUCUUUGAGGACAUCUCCUUGCAUUUGAAAACCAACACGGACCUCAUCCAUGCUUCAUUCUGCCUCAAGAACUCUCGGAACUUGCAGACAAUGUCCCUGAAAUUAGAAAAAGCUGUCUUCCCAGAGGAUGUUGCUACACUGGAGUCCACUACUAAGGAUCAAAGGUCCCAGGGUGAACGACACAUGCUAACUUUCUGGACAGACUUUUGUGAUACAUUUAAUUCAAAUGAGAAACUGGUCUUUCUAGACAUCCACGACAGCUUCCUCAACAGCUCCUCGGUGGAGAUUCUUUGUGAAAAGCUGCUCUCUGCUUCCUGUUGUCUCCAGAAAGUGGUCCUCAGAAAUAUCUCCCCAGAUGAUGCAUAUGAGAAAUUGUGCCUCGUUUUUAAUGGUUAUGAAACCAUCUCACAUCUGACCCUACAAGGUGGUAAACUGGACAGCACACUUCACUCACUGUGUGAGGUUCUGAAAAAUGCAGCAUGCAACCUAAAGUUUCUCAGCCUGGGAUCUUGUUCUACUACUGCUCAGAAAUGGGAUGACUUCUUCCUAGCCCUGAAGGUCAAUGAAUCCCUGAUAUAUCUGGAUCUCACAGACAACAAUCUCUUGGACAAGGGUACUAAGCUGCUGUGUAAGACUUGGAAGCAACCCAAGUGCAUACUGCAGAGGGUAUCGUUGGAGAACUGUAAUCUCUCUGAAGACUGUUGCAAGGACCUCUCUUCCAUUCUGAUGGUCAGUCAGACUCUGACACACCUCAGCCUGGCCAGGAAUGAACUUGGGGAUAACGGAGUGAAAAACCUGUGUGAAAGCUUAAGCUACCCCGAGUGCAAACUACAGACCUUAGUACUGUGGUCCUGUAACAUCACCAGCAAUGGUUGCGUCCAUCUCUCAAAGAUGCUAAGACAAACACAGAGCCUGAAGCACUUGGAUCUGGGGCUAAAUCACAUUGGAGCCACAGGUGCAAAGUUUCUGUGUGACGCUUUGAAGAACCCAAAGAGUAAAUUGCAAAGUCUGUGGCUCUGUGGAUGCUUCAUCUCUCCAUCAAACUGCCAAGACUUCUCUGAGACUCUCAGAAGCAACAAGAGCCUGAACACUCUAGAUCUGUCUCAGAACACCAUGGGAACUGACGCAGUAAAGACGUUCUGUGAAGCCUUGAAACUUAAAAUUUGCCCCCUCCAAACACUCAGGUUGAAAUUUGAUGACACUAACCCCAGUAUCCAGAAGCUGAUCCAAGAAAUGAAGGAGAGUCAUCCACAACUGAGCAUUACCAGUGACCAAGUGGAUCCUAAGAAAAAGGGUCCUUCUUUCCCUCAUUUCAUUUUUUGA